GGGGGGGUGAGGCGGUGGAAUCUAGAUUUAAUUUCAAGAUUUAAAUCUUCAAUGUCUGUUUGUAUUCUCAUUAAGCACUGCUUAUAGUGUAACAUCGAGCGAUAAGAAAUCGCAGGAUUUUAGACGAAGGCUUAUUUAAUAAAUCUCCGUUAGAUUGAAAUUGAGAAUCGUUGCCAAACAGCCAGCCUCGUGUCUUAUGCUCAUAAAAAUUUGAAUUUGCGUCUGAUAUGAAGCAGAAGAAAGUGCAAUGGAUGUGAACAGUUUUCAUGUCGGAAUAGCUAUCAUUUUCACAUGUCUCUGUGCACGUAUUUCAUCCUUGCACUGCUGCGCGGGCCACAACCGGACAUCCAGUCUGCUCGGGGUGGAGAUCCGGGCCUGCGGCAGCGCGGAGGCGGGCUCUGGAUUACACGUGCACCUUGCGUGCCCGAGCAAAUACCUGUUGGUCGACAUUGAGAUCCAUGUGGGACGCUCGCGUGACAAGUGCGUGGGGCAAACGGCGGAUCUCAUAGCGGCGGUCAACUUCUGCUACUGGAAACAAAGCUGCAUCGUUUCGUUUCCAAGGAAACAGAUGAUCACGUGCAAGCCUACCAUUCAGCAGAGCACCGAAGAGAAUUGUCCGUGCUUUCUGGCCAUGCCGGACAUGAUUCUAGUCACGCGCGCUAAAUGCGCCGAAAGUAAAUACGUAAAAGACCUAAAAUGCAAAAAGAGACCUAAUGGACGGAAGAAAAAGCGCAGAAACAUCACAAAAGGGAAGUUAAAACGAAGGAACGUCGAAGAAAGAGAAGCAAAACACAGACCCUCCGCAAAAAGGGCUUUAAAACACAAACACAUCAUGAAAAGGUCGGUAAAACGCAAACGAAACGGCAAACGCGUAAAAGUUGGAAUCAUACGUAGUCACCAAGAGUAUCCGUGGUUUUACAAGACACUCAACGAAACAAACGUGUGCAGUUUUAACAUCAACCACAAGAAGAAAGAUAUAGUUGUCUUGGAAACAAAAGUGAACAACAUUUGUACGUUUGAUGGGCUGAAGAUUGUCAGUCAGUACGGUAGUAAGGAGAACGAGAAGUAUGACAUAUUUGACAAUAACUUAACUGUGAUAAACAGCACGGACAGCGGAAAGGUGACAGUUGCGUUCACCAGAAACACCGAAUUCGGGUGCGGGGGAUUUAUAAUAUGCUAUAAAGUUACCGACUCUAUAGGUCGACAAGACGUGUGUGAAGAACUGAUGGAAAAGGACGCAAUAAUGACGAUCACUUCCGGUAGUCUCUCUGGAUCAUCACAACCAAAAGAUUACACCGAACAGUGCGCAGAUAACGGGACGGACACUUGCUGCGGUGACACAUAGUUAGGUGUAACCUCCAUGUGUAACACGCAAACAGAGAUGUGCUGACAUUAAACUGCAAACCUUUGGCUCAUCAGAUGAGGAAGAGCAGUAGGCUGUUGGACAUUGUCAGACGUGUGGUGUUUGAUAUAGAGCCGGGCAAAAAACUUUUCAGACUCUGUUAAAUACAAAUCAUUUUAUUGCUUGUUCACGUACACAACUUUAUAGUCACGGGAACUCUAUAGGACGCGCUAAUGUUCAGUUUGCGUGUGAAACAUGAACGUAUAUUAUAUAUCAUUUGAAUAAUUUACAUUCAAGUGAGAUUUUCAUUAACAGUCUGAUUCAAUAAAUAUGGACGACGUAAGCAUUGGGGGUGGGGGGGAGGUAAAGGGGUUGAAAAUGGCGUUCAAACCCACUCCACAACACACUUUUUCAGGUCUUACUUGUUUUACUUAUUUUAACCCAUUUAUGCCUAGUGGACUCUCCCAUCCUUUUAAAUUGGAUCAAUUUAUUUUCAAAAUUAGGGAUUUCUAGAUUAUUUAUUUCUAUACAUAAAAUACUUCUUAUAGAAAUUCCUUUAAGCAAACAGCGCAGACCCUGAUGAGACGCCGCAUCAUGCGGCGUCUCAUCUGGGUCUACGCUGUUUGCGAAGGUCUUUUUUUCUAGACGCUAGGUAUAAAUGGGUUAAUGCAAAGUCUGCGAUUUGAUUGAUUGUCUUUUUAAGAUUAUUAGACAACAUGCUUUUAGUUCAACUGGUCAUAUAGUGAUUUAAGGUAAAAAAAUAAUGGCAACGCCACACUGAUCAGAUGAUUUAUAUAUACUUUACUUAUAAGAACGUAGCAAACUACUUUUAAAAAUCUUCUCUACAACGAAAAGAGUCAGAUGUAUUAUAUUUGGCAUAUAACAUCGUAUGGUUGUCCUCUACCACGAUUGUUCCAAUAAUUUCAUUUAUUCCAAACCGGGACCCGCCCCGUGGGUUAUGUAUUUCCGAUAAUAUGUAUAAAUUAAACACUAAUUAUCAAUUA
This is a messenger RNA of Dreissena polymorpha, 2346 nucleotides long. RefSeq lists its product as uncharacterized. Gene Ontology annotation, biological process: dephosphorylation. Bases 248 to 1345 code for a protein of 365 amino acids. The transcript is spliced from 5 exons. Gene Ontology annotation, molecular function: phosphatase activity. Lineage: Eukaryota; Metazoa; Mollusca; Bivalvia; Myida; Dreissenidae. The record is from RefSeq and is a predicted model, not a curated record.